Molecule: messenger RNA, 4858 nt
Organism: Phyllostomus hastatus (greater spear-nosed bat)
Lineage: Eukaryota; Metazoa; Chordata; Mammalia; Chiroptera; Phyllostomidae
Gene: RASGRP3
Product: RAS guanyl releasing protein 3
Exons: 19
Coding region: 624-2807 (727 amino acids)
Biological process (GO): positive regulation of GTPase activity; Ras protein signal transduction
Cellular component (GO): plasma membrane
Molecular function (GO): guanyl-nucleotide exchange factor activity; calcium ion binding
Source: RefSeq, a predicted model, not a curated record
UUUGGGGGUGGGAGCUAGAAGAAAACACACUGUGGAAUGCACCGCUCUGCAUGCUCAAUGAGAGGGCUGAGCCAGCUCAGGGGUUAUGAGGAGGUUUGUGAAUUAGAAGAAUAACGAUCUUCAGUUUCUGACCUCCUGGCACGGCGGCAGUAUUUAUCAGGAGACGCAUGUGACUGGGUAAGACGCAGAGCCCCAGCUCGAAGGAAACAGCUGCUCGAGGCUCGCUGGCACUUGGCAGCUGGGCAGGCAGGGUGCACCGUGAUGACAACACAGCUCACUUCCGAAGUCUCUACUCUUCCAGUUGGUUUGUGAGAGAAACGACUCUGACAGUGAUGACAAUGAGACUGUGACAGAGUGUGCCGAGAAAGGUUCCCCAAAGUACUUACUAUUUAAGUUGGAUAAGCCAGUACCACAGACUGUGUUCCCAAUGCAAUUUCCACUGAUGACAAAUGCCCUUAAAAUUUUUACUGACCUGGAAGUCUGUGUGAAACCAAUAGAGUCUUGAAGUAUAACUAAGGACAGAGACCACCACUGGGAACAAGCAUCACCAACUUGCAUGGUUAUGGAGAUGGUCCGUCUGAUGCUGACAAUGUUCCUAGUUCUUUGACAACGGCUGAGCAACCAUGGGGUCCAGUGGACUCGGGAAAGCAGCAACCUUAGACGAACUGCUGAGCACUUGCAUUGAGAUGUUCGAUGACAAUGGAGAGCUGAAUAACAGCUGUUUGCCAAGAAUAGUUCUACUGAUGCACCGAUGGUAUUUAUCUUCCACUGAACUGGCAGAAAAACUUCUCUGCAUGUAUCGAAAUGCCAGUGGAGAAAGCUGUGAUGAAUUUCGAUUAAAGAUCUCCUACUUCAUGAGGUACUGGAUUCUCAAAUUUCCUGCGGAGUUCAAUUUGGACCUUGGGUUGAUCCGUAUGACUGAAGAAUUCCGAGAAGUAGCUAGCCAACUAGGAUACGAGAAACAUGUCAGCCUCAUCGACAUUUCCAGCAUACCUUCCUAUGAUUGGAUGAGAAGAGUCACACAGAGGAAAAAAGUAUCCAAGAAGGGAAAAGCCUGUCUGCUGUUUGACCAUCUGGAGCCCAUUGAAUUGGCUGAGCACCUCACUUUUCUGGAGCAUAAAUCUUUCAGAAGGAUCUCAUUCACCGAUUACCAAAGCUAUGUCAUCCAUGGCUGCCUGGAGAAUAACCCAACCUUGGAGAGAUCUAUUGCUUUAUUCAAUGGAAUCUCUAAGUGGGUCCAGUUGAUGGUUCUUAGCAAACCAACCCCCCAGCAAAGGGCAGAAGUCAUCACAAAGUUUAUCAAUGUCGCCAAGAAGCUCCUUCAGCUCAAAAAUUUUAACACCCUGAUGGCAGUGGUGGGGGGCCUCAGUCACAGUUCCAUUUCGCGCCUCAAAGAGACCCAUUCUCACCUUUCUUCAGAAGUUACAAAGAACUGGAAUGAAAUGACAGAGCUCGUCUCCUCCAAUGGCAAUUACUGCAAUUACCGCAAGGCCUUUGCCGACUGCGAUGGCUUCAAAAUCCCCAUCCUUGGCGUGCACUUGAAAGACUUGAUAGCGGUCCAUGUCAUUUUCCCAGACUGGACGGAGGAGAACAAAGUGAACAUUGUGAAAAUGCACCAGCUCUCCGUCACCCUGAGUGAACUGGUCUCCCUGCAGAACGCCUCCCACCACUUAGAGCCCAACAUGGACUUGAUCAACCUGCUCACGCUUUCCCUGGACCUCUAUCACACAGAAGAUGAUAUUUAUAAGCUGUCACUGGUGCUGGAGCCUAGAAACUCUAAAUCGCAGCCUACCUCCCCCACAACGCCCACCAAGCCCGUGGUGCCCCUGGAGUGGGCUUCGGGAGUGAUGCCAAAGCCAGACCCCACGGUCAUCAACAAGCACAUAAGGAAAUUAGUUGAGUCUGUGUUUAGAAACUAUGACCAUGACCAUGAUGGGUACAUCUCCCAGGAGGACUUUGAAAGUAUAGCUGCCAAUUUUCCCUUCUUGGAUUCCUUCUGUGUGCUGGACAAAGACCAGGAUGGCCUAAUUAGCAAAGACGAAAUGAUGGCUUACUUCCUGAGAGCCAAGUCCCAGCUACAUUGUAAGAUGGGACCAGGAUUUGUCCAUAAUUUUCAGGAGAUGACCUAUCUCAAGCCAACCUUCUGCGAACACUGUGCAGGAUUCCUCUGGGGAAUAAUCAAGCAAGGAUACAAAUGCAAAGACUGUGGAGCCAAUUGUCACAAGCAGUGUAAAGACCUCCUGGUUCUGGCCUGCAGGAGAUUUGCCCGGGCUCCCUCCGUGGGCAGUGGCAAUGGGUCGCUGCCCGGAAGUCCCUCAUUGCCCCCAGUGCAGGAUGAGGUGUUCGAGUUCCCUGGUGUCACUGCUGGACACCAAGACCUGGACAGCAGAGCCAUCACACUGGUUACGGGCUCUUCUCGCAAGAUCUCCGUGAGGCUGCAGCGGGCCACCACCAGCCAGGCCACCCAGACCGAGCCUGUAUGGUCAGAGGCUGGCUGGGGGGACUCAGGGUCCCACACCUUCCCCAAAAUGAGAUCCAAGUUCCAUGACAAAGCAGCAAAGGACAAAGGCUUCGCCAAGUGGGAAAAUGAAAAGCCCAGGGUACAAGCUGGCGUGGAUGUUGUUGACCGGGGCACCGAGUUUGAAUCUGACCAGGAUGAAGCAGACAUGGGAUGGCUGACUUCAGCGGAGGACACCAAAGGCGUUUGGAGCAGCAAGAUGAAAACUCAAAACAGUCCAACUCUCAGGAAGUUACCUGAAAAGAUAUCUGGACAUUUACUGCCUUAUGACACCGUGGGAUCUCCCUGAUUGGACUGUGGGACAGAAGCUCUACCCUAUGAACUAUUUAUUUCCUUGUCCUCUGCCCCUGGUCAGGUGCCGUGAACUGUGUUAUGUAGUAGGUGGGUUUCUCAUGUAUCUCUUUCUGGAGCCAUUCAUAUACGGGUGAAAUGAAAGCUUUUGUGCAUGUACUUGACACUUAUUCUCUAAACUCAGGCUUUGCUUUUUUUGUGAAAAUAUUAUUUCAGUAUUUUUAUAUACUGUUUUUUUUUUGGGGAAGUGUUUAAUGAGGAGUUGAUUUUGAGGAUUUAUUUGUGGGGUUUUUGGAUGGGACCAGGACUUAACAUUUUCUUGAGGGACAAGGACGCUCUUCAGAUCCUGGAAUGCAGUGAUUCUUGUAAUGAGGAUCUGUUGCAAGAAGAAGCUGUUUACAUUGUUUUUGUAACAUGGUUGCUAUUAGGAUGUGUAAUAAGCCACUCAUUUAUAUAUCACAUUAGUCUUACCAAUUUCACAUCACUAAGAAGCUCUGACACAGCCAUGAAAACUCUCCUAAUAUUUAUAAUGGCCAUAAAUUAUAAAUAUUAUAAUUUGAAAAUUAACUAUCCUUGUCCUACCUGAUAUGGAUUAGUCAUUUUUCUUAGAACUUUUAUUGAGACUGCUAUUGGCGCUCUUCCUCCUGGGAGCGUGCCCACACCUUGCUUCCCUCUCAGGCGCGCAACUCCUAAACUCUAAGGUCCCCCCACAAGACUCGCAACCAAGGGAGCAGUGGGCAGCAGCAGCUGGUCUAGGGCUACCCCCUUGACCCUGUCUGCUAAGCCCCGUUUCCUCUGACUCUCCAGUGAGCCGAAGCAGCCCUGCCUAGGCUCAGUUCUUUCCUGUAACGUUCCUAGAGUGCCAAAGCAGCCCGGCGUGGGCUCUCUCCCGUUGCUUCUUCUGUCCUAAGCCCUUCAUGGUUUCCCUGUCCCCAGCUUUAACAAAUGUAUUAAAAAAAAAAAAUUCUGCAAUUAAGAAAUGUGAGUAACAAUUAAAAAAAUCAAUUCAAGUUGUUGGAAAUAAAAUUUAGAAGAAAGAAAAACCACGUAGUGAAAUGAAAAACAACCAGUAAUUUUUAAAAACUCAAAAUAGUUUUAAGAAUUUUGUUGGUUAACAAAGAAAAAUUUUGGUUGUGAAAGAAAACUCUUGUGUUCUUCCUAAGAAAUUGCCACCCAUAACUCAGAAGUCAUAGAAAGCAAAUAAUCACAAACCACCUUUGAUUAAUAUUUCAUUAAAAAACUUAAAGGAUCCAUAUUUUCAAUAUCUCCCUCUGACCCCAAAAUAGCUACACAUGGGCCUGUUUGUUGCAUGAUGAGAAGAAAGAGAACUUGGUUCAAGACAUUCAGAAGUAGAGAUGGGAUUGUGCCUGUGGGUGAGGACAAUGACCUUCUACUAAGUGACCGGUCAGAAAGUAUACCCAAGGAGGUGCACUGGUGUGCAUUUGGGAGUUUGAGUGUAUAUAUUCCAUCUAAGACUGAAUUCACUUCUACUUGGGGCCGUCACCUCAGUAAAGAAAUGCCCUCCUUUUCUCCUUUACCCAGUUGAGGACAUUUCUGCUCAGCAAACGUUUGUUGAGCGUCUGCUCCAGGCAGGUCCUGUGCUGGAUGCACAAGGACCAGCAGUGCUUGCUUGACCUCUGCCCUCAGAAGGUGAGAGCCUGAAGGCGUGUGAGCAAGAUGGCUGCUUAAAAUACAGUUUCCCAUUUGCUAGGACUGACUUCAUCGUGUGACUCGGAGAUCGAUUAGCAGAGAGACUGCAAAUUCAAGGAAGCUGUUAGUGGAGGGAGCUGUGAUUAAGCCAGGUCCUAAGAGCGCUCACCAUGUGGAAGCACGUCAGAAGGCAACCAGCCACCCCCAAGUGCUGGUUCUAUGCAUAUACAUUGUCUAUUCCUCUUCAUAAAUGCAAUGAACAUACAUGUUAAUAAAAUUAAAAACAGAAACUGGCAACUUAAGUACAAACAACCUUUCUUGUGUGUGUGUGUGUGUGUGUUUUUAAUUUAAGAAAAUUCAGAAAGAAACUUCUUAAAUGUUGGACUGUUCCUUUCAAAG